Messenger RNA from Rotaria socialis, 2712 nucleotides. NCBI's taxonomy places the organism in Eukaryota, Metazoa, Rotifera, Eurotatoria, Philodinida, Philodinidae. The record is from the annotation of a GenBank genome assembly.
AUGGUCACACGAAAAAAUUUUUAUCUCUACAAAUGGUACGCAGAUAUAGUUGAUGAGAAAACUAGUGAUGUAACCAUUGUUUAUCUAGGAGAGCUUGAAUGGAAUUUUUUAAAACUUAGCUUUACAAAUAUUUUGCAAUUUCUUCAAAAAAGUCAUUUAAUAUCGCAAGCAACAUUUUCAAAUUAUAGUUUGCCAGUAUUGGAAAAUAAAUCUUUUCACAUUAAUUCCUUGCAAUUAUCUGGUCAAUGGGAAUCGAAAAGUGAGUCUAUUAUUGAAAAAUUGUUUGAAAGUAAUGAUGGAUAUAUUCUAUGGGAAUGUUUUAUGCCAAGCGCAUCAGGACAAAUAAAAAUUGAUGAAACGAUACGUAAAGGGUUGGGAUAUGUCGAACGAUUAACGUUAACUUUGAAACCAUGGCAAUUACCAAUCAGUAUUUUACGAUGGGGAAGAUUUCUAUCUGAAAAUCAACAUAUUGUUUGGAUACGUUGGGACGGUGAACAAAAGCGAUGUUUAAUUUUUCAUAAUGGAACCAAAUCUGUCGAUGGAAUUAUCAAUGAUGAUAUCAUUGAAUUUGGGCGUUAUCGUUUGAUGUUAUCUGAAAAAUAUACUUUACGUAAUGGACCUUUGAUCAAGACUGUAUUUGAUAAAUUUUCUUGGAUCAAAAAUACUUUUCCAUCGGGAGUUCUCAAUAUGAAAGAAUGUAAAUGGCAGACAUGGAGUGAACUUUAUGAAAAUGAUCGUUCAAUUGCCAUCGGUUGGUCUAUACAUGAAAAUGUUGAGUGUAAACCGACGAUGAGUUUUAUUGGAAAAAUACUUUAUGGUUCUCUAUUUACUAUUUUGAUUCCUUUAGUAUUAAUGUUUUGGUCAAAACAAACAGAAAAAUAUAUUCAUCUUCCGAUGCCAACAAAUUCCAUCGUAGAUAUUUUAUUAAGUUUAUUCGGAGUAGUUUUGAUGAUUUCUGCUAUGCUAGAACUAUGGAUAAAAGGCAAUGGACUUCCAAUGAAUGCAUAUCCACCACCGAAAUUAGUCACAACAGGUGUAUAUAGAAUAUUUACGCAUCCGAUUUAUAUUGGAUCGUCAUUAUUAAGUAUUGGUAUAUCAAUGUGUUUUCAAUCAAAAAGUGGAUUUUGGUUAAUUUCUCCUAUUUUUACAUUAGCAUGGCUUGCACUUGUUCAUGGCUAUGAAAAUGAGGAUUUAAAAAAACGAUUUCCUGAAUGUACUUGGAAUCCAUUAUUAAACAUACCGGAAAAUGUAAAGAUGAAACGUCAAUUGAAAGAUAUUGUGUCAGUUUAUUGUUUUGUUUUAAUUCCAUGGUUAAUCUUGUAUCAAACUAUUAUAUUUAUUGGAACGCCUGUGAAUUCAAUAUCAACUUAUUUAACAUUUGAAAAUAAUCUACCAAUUAUAGAAUGGACAGAAUUAUUUUAUCUUUCUGCUUAUCCAUAUGUCAUAUUUUUGCCUUGUGUUUUACAAACAAAACAACAAAUUCGUUCUUUUAUUUUUGCUGGUUUGAUGAAUAUUUCUAUUGGCAUUUAUCUACAAGUCAUAUUUCCAUUUGUAGCUGUACCUAGAGAGUUUAGUCCGACAACAAUUAUAGGAGAAAUAUUAUUACAUGAACGUGAUCUAGACGGGCCAGUUGGUGCCUUGCCUUCAUUUCAUGUAUCGUGGGCAUUUUUGUCCGGUUAUUAUUAUACAUGGAGUUUUCCGAAAUAUAAUUUCAUAUUUUACAUUAUAUCAAUUCUUAUAUCUGCAAGUUGUGUUACUACAGGAAUGCAUAGUAUACUGGAUGUUAUAGCAGGUUUUAUAUUAUUUAUAAUUUGUAUUAAACGAGAAACAUUAUGGAUUUAUAUAAGAAAUUAUUUCGAAAUUUUAGCAAAUUCAUGGUCAUGCUUUAGAAUUGGUAAAAUACGUGUUAUUAGUCACAGUUUUUAUGCAUUUAUAACUACAUUUACUGGCACUUUUCUACUCUGUUCUCUUGUCGCACAUACUUAUACUAUAGUACUCGUUAGCACAUCGUCUUUAAUUGGCGCAGGAAUAUGGGGACAAUAUAUUGAAAAAUCUUCUGGAUUAUCUAGACCAUUUGGUUAUUUUGGUUGUAUUAUGGGUGGUGCUAUCGGCUCAAUACUAGCUUCAUGGCUUUUUUCUAUUCCGUUGAUUUCAAUUCUAUCGGCAUAUGCUUUAGCAAGUCCUUGGAUACAAGGUCUAGGUCGUUUUCGUUGUGUCAUACAAGGAUGUUGUCAUGGUAGACCAACAAAUAAAUUUAUCGGAAUAUUAGUUACCAAUCCUCGAUCACGAGUGUGUUCACUAUCAGAUUUGAAAGAUAUUUAUGUUCAUGUAACAGCAGGUUACUCCAUGUUGGCAAAUCUUGUCAUUGGAAUGUUUUUAUGGAGACUUUGGUAUUCCAAUGUUGCAUUAACUUUGAUACUUAGUCUGUAUUUUAUUUUAAUUGGCCUUAGUCGAUUUGUUGAAGAAGCCUAUCAAGGCGAAGUUCAAACACCAAUUUAUUAUAAAUUAAAAAUCUAUCAAUGGACAUCAAUUGUAUUUGUCGUCAUAGGUAUUAUUAUCAGUAUACUGCCAUUUGAUGAUGGUGUAUCUUUGAAAUUGAUUUGGAAUUGUGAAUAUUUAGUCCCUUGUAUUCUAUUUGGUUUAUUUACAGCAUUUGUGACGGGAAUGGAUUUUCCUGAAUCAAAUAGUAGAUUUUCUAGAUUAUCAGAUUGA